AUUUAUUUAUCACUCGGCUUCAUUCUGCAAAUCCUUAGAUUCUUUGAUUUCUUAAUUUCAAAUCACAGUUUUUGUUUCUGUUGCAUCGGCUAGUUCGCUUUUCGCUACCCCGCUCCACACCGCACACUUUUUCCCAACCCUGCUCUUUGCAACAUCUUCUGAUACUCUGAACAUUAUGGCUGUUCGCGCGCAAUUCGAGAACUCGAACGAGGUCGGCGUUUUCUCUUGCCUGACAAAUGCCUACGCUAUCGUUGCGGUUGGUGCUUCGGAGAACUUCUACAGUGUCUUCGAAUCCGAACUCCAAGAUGUCAUUCCCAUCUGCCACGCAACCAUCGCCGGAACCCGCAUUGUCGGUCGUCUAAUCGUCGGUAACCGCAAAGGUCUCCUCGUCCCCACAACCACCACAGACCAAGAAUUGCAACACCUGCGCAACACGCUUCCGUCCGAAGUCAAAAUCCAACGCAUAGAAGAGCGCCUCUCCGCGCUUGGCAACGUCAUUUGCUGCAACGAUCACGUUGCAAUCGUGCACCCCGAUCUGGAGCGUGAGACCGAGGAGAUCAUCGCCGACGUCCUCGGCGUAGAAGUCUUCCGCCAAACAGUAGCCGACAAUGUCCUCACAGGCUCUUACAUGGCCCUCUCAAACCAAGGUGGAAUCGUUCACCCCAAGACCUCAAUCCGCGACCAGGACGAGCUCUCCUCCCUCCUGCAAGUUCCCCUCGUGGCCGGCAGUGUGAACCGCGGAUCUCCCGUCGUCGGCGCCGGAAUGGUCGUCAACGACUGGCUCGCUAUUACCGGACUGGACACCACAGCCACCGAGCUGAGCGUUGUCGAGUCUGUGUUCCGACUCGGCGAGAUGGCGCCCGGUGGUGCCGGUGGUGCCGGUGUUAAUAAGGAUAGUAUUGUGGAGAGUUUCUACUAGAUUUGUUGCGAUCUUUCCGAUUGG
This is a messenger RNA of Penicillium hordei, 943 nucleotides long. RefSeq names its product translation initiation factor 6. Gene Ontology annotation, molecular function: ribosomal large subunit binding. The record is from RefSeq and is a predicted model, not a curated record. NCBI's taxonomy places the organism in Eukaryota, Fungi, Ascomycota, Eurotiomycetes, Eurotiales, Aspergillaceae. Bases 176 to 919 code for a protein of 247 amino acids. The transcript is spliced from 5 exons. Gene Ontology annotation, cellular component: preribosome, large subunit precursor; cytosol; nucleolus. Gene Ontology annotation, biological process: maturation of 5.8S rRNA; maturation of LSU-rRNA; assembly of large subunit precursor of preribosome.